AGGAAACUCAUUUUCGAUUUGGGAUCAAGGCACUGGAACAUCAUUGAACCAAGUGCAUUAAUCUACAAGGAGACUACAUUGAAAAAUUAAAAAAGUUUCAGUGAUGGACUUUCUGAAGAUGGUAAGAAGCAGGAUGAAACCAAAACAUUACAGGGGUCAGAAAUAUGAGAGUCUGAGGAAAAGACAAAUGAAGAUAAAGAAGCCAUUUAAUGACCCCCUGUUUCCAGAUAUAAAAUCAAGUAUUGGUAACACUGAAUCUAUUCCUGACAAUUUAGAAUGGAAAAGGCCAAGUGAAUUAUGUGAUCAGCCUUGUCUGUUCAGUGAAAAUGUGCUGCCAGAAGAUGUGCUUAAAGGACAACUAAGCAAUAGAUGGUUUGUGUCAGCUUGUGCUGUUUUAGCUGGAGUCGGAGAGUUACGUAACAAGGUUGUUCCAGAUUACUCAAAACAAGAAUGGAACCCAAACAAAACAGAUGAAUAUGCAGGAAUAUUUCACUUUCAGUUUUGGAGGUUUGGUGAAUGGGUAGAUGUUGUUGUAGAUGAUCUUCUUCCAACUGUGAAUGGUACUUUAUUAUUCACUCAUUCAACAAAGGAGAAUGAAUUCUGGAUUCCACUUAUGGAAAAAGCAUAUGCAAAGCUACAUGGCUCAUACGAUGGUCUUCAUGGGGGACAUAUGGCUGAUGCCCUAGUGGAUUUCACAGGGGGUGUAUCAGAAAUUAUAGACAUGAGAGCAAAUGAGUAUGCUGACAGUCAUGAUAAACGUUCAUCACUAUUUGAUAUACUUUCUGCUGAAAUGAGAAAUCAUUCCUUGGUGUGUGCUGCAUGUACAGUUCUGAAUGAAGAAGAAUUUGGUACCAGAACAGAUAUGGGUCUCUGCAGAGGAACUGCCUAUGCUGUGACAGCUGUCAAAAAAGUUUAUUUGGGAGAAACAAGCCUGAGGAAUAUUUUCAAAGGACGAGAGAAGCUCCGAAUGGUUCGACUUCGAGAUCUGCUUAAUGAUAAGAUCAAGAGUGAGACAGAGUCCAAAGGUGAAGAUGGUGAUGCACGAAGUAAUAAAGAAUACGCUUAUACAACAUCUCAAUUAACAAGGCUCCUGUCAUCAUCACCAGAAUGGUCAAAGGUCAGAGAAUCUGAAAGAGAGAGAAUGGGGCUAACUCUAGAUUAUGAGACUGAAUUUUGGAUGCCAUUGGAGGAUUUUGUGAGAAAUUUUAGUGAGCUGACUAUAUGUCGUCUCUAUAACACCAAUAUAUUUGCUCUGUCACAAACGUGGAAGGAGGAGUCAAUAAGAGGAGAAUGGACUACUGGAGUUAAAGGCUCCCUAUCUGACAGAGCUGGUGGAAGUUCUGAAUUUCCAGAAACAUUUCUUCGGAAUCCACAGUAUUUAUUUGAUGUACGGGAUGAAGAUGAAAUAGUUCUGCAGAUGCUUCAAUGGGAUACAGCUUCUGUGCAUCAAGUAGCAGGACUUCAGAAACUUUUGAUUGGCUUCAACAUUAUCAAGGUUGAAGAAAACCGCAAAUACCGCCUUCACAAGCAGUGGGAACACAAUCCAACUAUUGUAUCAUUUAAUUAUAUAAGGAAAAGGGAGAUUUUUUACAAAGGACAUUUGCCUAGAGGACGUUACAUCUUGAUUCCAACAACACUGAAACCAGGAGACACAGGAGGCUAUUUUGUUCGAAUUUUCUCUACCUCAAAUAUUAAAUUACGGACAAUAAAGCGGGAUGUACCAUACAAAACAUGUUACUGCUGUAAAUCAGGAUAUCCUGUGUGGGUUACAGUGGUCCAUGUUAAAGGAGCUGAAGGCCUUAAGAAAAUGGACAGAAUUGGUUCAUGUGAUGCCUACUGCAUAGUGAAAAGUGAAGGCAAGAAAGCAAAGACACCCAUGGAAAAAAAUUCCGUGAAUCCCACAUGGAAUUCUACUUUUGUCUUCUAUCGCAGCUCUGUUGAUGAACCUGUAAUAAUCAAGGUCUUCAAUCAUAACUCAUGUUUACCAGAUAACUUCAUGGGACAAGUCAAGUUACCAGCCCCAGUGAAUCAGCAUCCGAGCCCUAUUACUGUUGAUUUAAUGGGAAAAGGAAAGAAUGAAGGACAACCAACAAAGGGCUCACUAAUGCUUGAAAUAUUCACCAAUGACAAUUUAAUGAUGGUUUAAUUGUGCCUUUCCAUAGCUUAAAAGUGAUGCUAAUCCCUCUAAUGACCAAAGAUAACUCUGUGUGUGUGUGUGUGUGUGUGUGUGUGUGUGUGUGUGUCUGAGAGAGAAAGAGUGUUGAGUUUAUCUCCUAUGCAAAACAUUUCCCUUACAAAUGCUUUUUAAGUGUGUAAUAACUACAAAGCUAAAUUCAUUGUUAUCAGUUAGCUGUAAUUGUAUCAUCAUAAGACAACUAUCUGUAUUUCAUAUGCACAAUCACAAAAUGCUGUGCCUCUCAAUAAAUAUUUUUGAAAACUUUUCAACCACAAUCAUCUCCAGUAUGACGAUAUGUCAUACUUAGCUGAAGGGUUAAUAUAGUGGUAAGUCUGGUGGUAAAUGCCCUUUUCACAACAGUAAAAAAACAUGCAAUUAAUUGUUCAGAAUAUUCAUGUUUACCAAUAUUUAGAUAAGAAACUACUUUUGUUUGGUGUGUUUUCAGCCUAUCACAUUUUCAUCUUACCAUUCAUCUGAUUAUGGUGAAAGUGUGUUCAAAAAAUAACUGAAUUUAGCUUGUUCAGCUGAUAUCAGUUCUCAAUUCUUUGUGUUAAUUACAAUUUUUAUGUACCUGUAUCUGUAAAAUUCCCUAUUCGAUAUAUUUUUGAAUGUGACUCGCUGAUAUAUCUGAAAUAAUGUACAAAGAUAAUGAAAUUUAUAACUCUAUGUAGCUUAAAGUUUACUAGUAUCCAAACUGUGGCUUUUGUUACAGUUAGUUUUAGAACUUGUGCGAUAUGCUUGGUAGGAAGAUCUAAAAACUGAUGUCAGUUUGUACAACUUAUCUGAUGAAGUUGAGAAUUAUACAUACAUGUUGCAUUAAUAUAUGGAAGGAAAAUGUUAUAUAUAGAUAUAAAUAAUUCUUGCCUCAAGUGU
Molecule: messenger RNA, 3049 nt
Organism: Schistocerca nitens (vagrant locust)
Lineage: Eukaryota; Metazoa; Arthropoda; Insecta; Orthoptera; Acrididae
Product: calpain-5-like
Exons: 14
Coding region: 104-2146 (680 amino acids)
Biological process (GO): proteolysis
Cellular component (GO): cytoplasm
Molecular function (GO): calcium-dependent cysteine-type endopeptidase activity
Source: RefSeq, a predicted model, not a curated record